This is a messenger RNA of Tachysurus fulvidraco (yellow catfish), 3460 nucleotides long. RefSeq names its product engulfment and cell motility 1 (ced-12 homolog, C. elegans) (gene elmo1). Gene Ontology annotation, biological process: cell motility; actin filament organization. The coding region runs from base 285 to 2504 and encodes 739 amino acids. The transcript is spliced from 23 exons. Gene Ontology annotation, cellular component: guanyl-nucleotide exchange factor complex; plasma membrane. The record is from RefSeq and is a predicted model, not a curated record. Lineage: Eukaryota; Metazoa; Chordata; Actinopteri; Siluriformes; Bagridae.
AGAACGCCUACUUCCUCCUUCUGUUCAUUUCUUUCUUUUUUACUUUUCUUGCUCGCCUUAGCCACAUAGAAAGAAAGUUUUAUGCUUGGAAGCUGUUUGCUGUCUGGCUGCAGUAGCUUGUGCUGCCUUGGUGUUGAUGUAUAUCUGAGCAGAAUCUGCAAUUCUGUGUUUCCUGGCACUAAUCGGCUUAAAGAAGAAGGAGCGAGCAGCCUGGCGCGAAGGUUUCCGGGUGUGAAUGAGCGCUAGGCAGCUGUAAGAGGCAUUUAACGCCUGAUAUUGCAGCCAUGCCGCCCCCUGCGGAUAUCCUGAAAGUGGCCAUCGAGUGGCCAGGGGCCUUCCCCAAACUUAUGGAAAUAGACCAGAAAAAGCCUCUCUCUGCAAUCAUUAAAGAAGUCUGUGAUGGGUGGCAGCUGCCAAACCCCGAAAUCUACGCCUUACAAAACGCAGACUCCACUAAUUUCUACAUCACUGAAAAGAACCGCAACAACAUAAAAAAUGGCUCCAUCCUACGCCUGACCACGUCACCUGCCCAGAUGGCACAGCAGCUGCACGAGCGCAUCCAAAGCGGCAGUCUGGAUAUGAAACUGGAUGCUCUGAAGGACUUGGCUAACUCAUCCCGAGACAUUACCUUCGCCCAGGAGUUCAUCAACCUGGAUGGUAUCUCGCAGCUCACCCAGAUGGUAGAGAGUGGCACAGAACGGUAUCAGAAACUACAGAAGAUGAUGAAGCCCUGCUUUGGAGAGAUUCUUUCUUACACGCUGACGGCCUUCGUGGAACUCAUGGACCACGGCAUCAUCUCGUGGGAUACGUUCUCGGUGGCCUUCAUUAAGAAGAUUGCAUGUUUUGUGUGCAAGUCAUCCACAGACUCUGCCGUGCUGCAGAGAUCUCUAGCCAUCCUGGAGUCUAUGGUGCUUAACAGUCAGGAUUUGUACCAGAAGGUGGCGCAGGAGAUCACUAUCGGCCAGCUCAUGCCUCAUCUUCAAGGGACGGAUCAGGACAUUCAGACUUACACUAUCGCAGUGAUUAAUGCUCUCUUCCUGAAAGCCCCCGAGGACAAGAGACAGUAUGAUCCGAGCAUUGUCAACAUCCUUGAUUGUCCCCUAACCGAGAUGGCUCACAUCCUGGCACAGAAGGAGUUGCGCAAAAUUAUCCUUUCUAGUGUAAUCAGGAGCCCCAAGCCCAUUAAUGAUGAGAUGGCUCACCAGCUUUAUAUGCUGCAAGUGCUGACCUUUAACCUUUUGGAGGAUCGCAUGAUGACCAAGAUGGAUCCUCAGGACCAGUCUCAGCGAGACAUCAUCUUUGAGCUGCGUCGGACCGCUUUUGACGUAGAGUGCGAUUCCAACAGCGGCAGUAUUGAAAAGCGCAAGUCCAUGUACACCAGAGACUAUAAGAAGCUAGGCUUCAUCAAUCAUGUGAACCCAGCAGUGGAUUUCACACAGAUUCCUCCGGGGAUGUUGGCUCUGGAUAAUAUGCUGUAUUUUGCUAAACAACACCAGGAUUCCUACAUAAGGAUUGUCCUGGAGAACAGCAGCCGUGAAGACAAACAUGAAUGUCCUUUUGGCCGCAGCAGUAUCGAGCUUACCAAAAUGCUGUGUGAGAUCCUCAAAGUAGGAGAACUGCCCAGUGAGAAUUGCCAUGACUUUCACCCCAUGUUCUUCACUCAUGACCGCUCUUUUGAGGAGUUCUUCUGCAUCUGCAUCCAGCUGCUUAACAAAACCUGGAAGGAGAUGAGAGCCACAUCAGAAGACUUUAACAAGGUGAUGCAGGUGGUGAGGGAACAGAUCACUCGUGCUCUGACGAACAAGCCUAACUCUCUGGAUCAAUUUAAGACCCGCCUGCAAAACCUGAGCUACACUGAAAUCCUCAAGAUCAGACAGUCAGAGAGAAUGAACCAGGAGGACUUCCAGUCUCGGCCCAUUCUGGAGCUGAGGGAGAAGAUCCAGCCUGAAAUCAUGGAGUUGAUCAAACAGCAGCGUCUUAACCGCUUGUGUGAAGGCACCUGCUUCAGGAAGAUCAGCAGCCGCAGGAGGCAGGAUAAGUUCUGGUAUUGUCGAUUGUCACCCAAUCAUAAAGUACUCCACUAUGGGGAUCUGGAGGAGAGUCCUCAGGGAGAGGUGCCUCAUGAUUCUCUACAGGACAAAUUGCCCGUGGCCGAUAUUAAAGCUGUUGUCACCGGUAAGGACUGCCCACAUAUGAAGGAGAAGGGAGCCCUGAAGCAGAACAAGGAAUUGUUGGAGCUGGCCUUUUCUAUCCUCUAUGAGUCUGAUGAGUAUUUAAACUUCAUUGCGCCUGACAGGCAUGAGUACUGCGUGUGGACAGAUGGGCUCAACGCUCUUUUGGGGAAGGAGAUGACCAGUGAAUUCACUCGCUCUGACUUAGACACACUUCUGAACAUGGAGAUGAAGCUCCGCCUCUUGGACCUGGAGAACAUCCAGAUCCCUGAGGCCCCGCCUCCUAUCCCGAAAGAACCCAGUAAUUAUGACUUUGUCUAUGACUGCAACUAAAUCCCUCCACUGGACCAAGUUAUUUUUUUUACAUGCAGACUGGAAGAAAAAAACUUUUAGGAAACAAACAAUGGAUCAAUUUUUAUUUCUUCCUUUUGCUUAAUUCUCUCUUUUUUUAUUAUUAUUGCAUAAAUUCCCCGUGAGUUUAUUAAACUCCCAGCUUGCUUUUUUCGGGUGUAUGAACACGUCCCAUAUGGUUGGAUCCUCAGGUUCAGAACCAACACCUCAUAAAAAUUACAGCUAAGUUUGUAGUAACCACACACACGCACACACCUUGAACCUGGUUUUUCUCUGGCUAACACUCUGUCACAAUUCUUGUCCUUUACGUUUUUAUUUCCAUCCAUCUUGUUUGAGGUGAGUGCCCCGGUGCUGAGUGUGUGCAGAGCCUGGGGACUUUGGCUUUUAGCACUUCCUGCAGCAGACAUCUGACUCACACAGGCGGCAGCUAACAGCACAGAAAAUACAGUGUAAGUGACAAUAGCUAAGAGCCAGAGUCCAUCGCCAUCAGCGCACCCUGCUACAUAAACGAUAGACUGUUAUCUCCUGUCUCAUAUUAGCCCUGAUCUGAGUCUGUCCUUCCCUCAGUGGUGUAGCCAGCCUGUGGGACUGUAACCUGAAAAUACAAAUACAAAAUCCAACGCUUGCUUCUAAUUUAUACCCACCAGACUUGUGGUAGACUGCUGUAACAUUCCAAAGCAAUAUAUUGAGCUUCUGUUUUUGUAACAUGGUGUAAACUUUAGUGAUAUUUGUGCUGCCAAGUAGUCAGUAUUCUGUUUGAUUUGUGUCAGUUAAGAGAUUUUUUUUUUUUUGGAACAUUUUUGAUCACUGUUAAUUUAAGCUGAAUGAUAUAAAUCAUCUCACUGUUUUAUCCUCAUGAAUUAUUUUUUAAUCCCUUCAAAUGUUGUGUUUUAGAGCCCUACACCAUGCUGUUUACAUUAAAGAUCAAUUCCAAUUCA